UCAGCGACCUCGCAUUGAAUGAAUUUCCCAUUUUUCCUGUUCAACUUCCCAACCUGCGUCGGGAGUAAUUUAAACUCGACGCGCGUGCCGCCGGGCUCACGGUGUAUUGGUUUUCAUCAAAUUAGAGUAGUGUCUGUUCCACCCUGCUCACAGUUCCCCCCUCUCCCCUCCUCCCACGUGACCGGGAGAUUUUAUAUAGGAUUAGCCCAGCCGGCCACGCGACCACGCCACACGGCCGCGCCGUACCGAUUUUCCAGGCCGCCUAACAAGACGAUUGCUUUUGCAGUGCUCAAUCUGCUGGACGAGCUGGGCGGCUUCCAGCCCAUGAACGCCACGCCGGACAUCAACAAGCUGCUGGCCAGCAUCGCCACCCUCAACGGCGGGCCCCUGUUCCGCCUGUCCGCCGACCAGGACCUGCAGAACAAGUCGCGCUUCGCCAUCUACCUGGACACGCCCAAGCUGCCCUGGAUGCCCACGCACCCCAACUUCUACAGCGAGAGCAUGGACGCGCUCAUGCCCGCCUCGCCCGGCAUGCCCCGCCUGCGGACGCUGCUGCCGCCGCCACGGCCCGACUACUUCGCGGACCUCGGGCGGGUCCGUCACCGGCGGGACGGCGUGCGGAGCAUCAACCAAGCCGCCAACGGCACCAGCAGCGCCAGCCGCAGCAGCAGCGAGGACUUCGCCUUCGCCUACGUCAAGGAGCGACUUCAUGAAAAACGCCUGUACCGCGUGGACCGCCUGCUGAGCAACUUCCUGCCCGCCAACCUGUCGCGGAAGGAGCGCCGCGAGAUGGCCCAGUCCGUCCUCCUCUUCGUGUCUUCCCUGGCCAAGGCCAUCCCGCGCGAGAAGAACUUGCUGUACACCAUGAAGGACCUGCCGUCCUUCAUCGAGAUGAGCUUCACCCUGGCGCAGAUGCGGGAAAAGUUCGACUUCCUGGACUGGACGUCCAUCUUCCAGGAGGUGUUCAACGUGAGCGACAUCCCGGACGACAUGACCGUGUACGUGCUGCCGCCGUCGUACUUCGCCGAGCUGGGCCGCCUGCUGCCGCGCUUCCAGCCCAGCGUGGUGCACAACGGGCUGCUGAUGAUCUUCGCCACGGACUCGCUGCUGGAGCUGGUGGACGUGACGGACACGCCGGACUGGGCCAUCAAGUGCACGCGCGUCACCAUGCAGGUGUUCCCCAAGGCCGUGGGCGCCAUGUACGCCCGGCUGUGGUCCAAGGAGGAGCUGGCCGCGCUCAGGGACAACCUCUCCAAGUUGCUGGACCUGCUGAAGGAGACGACGGUGCGGCGUCUGGGGCACCUGCCGUGGCUGGACGAGGAGUCCCGGGAGAAGGCCCUCAAGAAGGUGUCCAAGAUCGAGGGCCGCUUCCUGGCCCCGCCCAAGUUCUUCAACGAGACCUGGGUGGACGCCACGCUGGCCAAGAUGACGGUCGACCCCCAGGACUUCUUCGGAAACGUCAUCCGCCGGUUCCGCGACGCGCGCAAGGAGAUGCCCCGCAUCAGCGGCCCGCCGCCGCCCGUCUCGUGGGCGUACCCGUUCGUGGCCAACGCGUACUACGAUCCCACAUCAAACGCCGUCGUGGUGCCGCUGGCCAUGGUGUCCGACCUGUUCGCGUACGGGGUAUCGCCGCGCUACCUGUGGCUCUCCCAGCUGGGCAACACGCUGGCGCACGAGCUGAUGCACAGCUUCGACAUCAACGGCUGGCACUUCGACGAGCGCGGCGAGGUCUCGGGCUGGAUGACGUCAGACACGCGCGUGCGCCUCACGGCGCGCAUCCAGUGCCUCGUCAACCAAUACGCCGCCACCUUCUCGCACUCGGUGCGCCUGUUCGGCCGCUCGCACAGCGUCGACUUCGACUGGAACGUGACGAGCAACGAGAACCUGGCCGACAUCGGCGCGCUGCAGGUGUCGUACGACGCGUGGAAGAACGUCGUCAAGUCGCACCCGGACAUGCGCCUGCCGCAGGUGGACCUGUCGCCCCACCAGCUCUUCUUCGUGGGGGUCGCACAGAACUACUGCUAUGAAGUUUCCGACGAGUGGUACGUCACCAUGGUUGAGAUCGACGAGCAUACCCCGUUUCGUGAAAGGGUGAACGGGAUGAUGAUGAACUCGGAAGGCUUCGCCGAGGCCUUCAAGUGCCCGCCCACCGCGAGCCUGGCCAAGUUCAGGAAGUGUUCCGUGUGGUGAACAGGAUGGAAAUACAACUCUCCGGAAAUGGCGUGCCGGAGAAUGCUCGAAGUGAUAUCAACAUCUGUCCAGAAGGUUUUCACGACUGAGGGUUAUGAGUACGUUGAAAUGCUCAACAACAUUUAAAUAAGUUCUUAAAGUUAAAGCUAACUGUGUUUCCGCACCAAUCGGUAAGAUAUAUUAAAAGUAUUUUGAUUCGUAGGAAGGCGUGUAUUUAUGUGAUAGCGUAACCACCAGAAUAAAUGAGUUGUCUCGCCGCUAA
Messenger RNA from Thrips palmi, 2452 nucleotides. Its product is annotated as neprilysin-3-like. NCBI's taxonomy places the organism in Eukaryota, Metazoa, Arthropoda, Insecta, Thysanoptera, Thripidae. Gene Ontology annotation, biological process: protein processing. The coding region runs from base 19 to 2190 and encodes 723 amino acids. The record is from RefSeq and is a predicted model, not a curated record. Gene Ontology annotation, cellular component: plasma membrane. Gene Ontology annotation, molecular function: metalloendopeptidase activity. The transcript has 13 exons.